Messenger RNA from Oncorhynchus kisutch (coho salmon), 1277 nucleotides. RefSeq names its product sclerostin domain containing 1b (gene sostdc1b). Lineage: Eukaryota; Metazoa; Chordata; Actinopteri; Salmoniformes; Salmonidae. Gene Ontology annotation, biological process: negative regulation of Wnt signaling pathway; negative regulation of BMP signaling pathway. Gene Ontology annotation, molecular function: BMP binding. The transcript is spliced from 2 exons. Bases 202 to 882 code for a protein of 226 amino acids. The record is from RefSeq and is a predicted model, not a curated record.
GAAAACGCCUAGGUCAUUCAGAAAAAGCACGCACUGCAUGCGCACUAAGAUGUUGUGGCAAAACAAGAGGCGGGUAUAUAAGCGACUGAACAAUAGGUAAAGUAACAUCAUAACGACCUAAUUCCUCCUUUAGAUCGCUGCACAUAUAUUCUCUCACUCUCUACCUACCUGCCUGCCGAGUGCCUACGGGGAGGUGCAGAGAUGCUUCUUACCACGAGUGGGUACCAGCUUGCGCUAUUUUGCCUUCUGAUAAGAAGCUGUCAAGCUGUCAAGAACGGCGCCACGGAAACGUUAAACGCUCAGUUGAUAAGUACGGUCCAGGAUACACCGAGUAGUAAUGUAUCAAUGAAUCAAGCACGCAACGGAGGAAGACGUUUGACCAGCGAUGCGAGGAAAGAGCAGGGCCAGGCACAGAACCAGGUGGGCUGCAGAGAGCUGCGCUCCACCAAGUACAUCUCAGACGGCCAGUGCACCAGCCUGAACCCGGUCAAGGAGCUGGUUUGUGCCGGGGAGUGUCUCCCCUCCCACCUACUGCCCAACUGGAUCGGCUCCGGCCCCGGCUACACCGGAAAGUUCUGGAGCCGGCGGGAGGCCCAGGAGUGGCGUUGCGUCAUCGACCGGACCCGGACCCAGCGCAUCAGACUGCAGUGUCAGAACGGAAGCUCCAGGACCUACAAGAUCACUGUGGUUACUUCCUGCAAGUGUAAACGUUACUCCAGGCAGAACAAUGACUCAGGGAAUGGGAAGUCAGAGGUGGAGGUUGGGCAGGCCCAGGGGCAGAGCUCCACACUCCAGGGGCCCAAGAGGAGGAAGGGAAAGGAAGGGAAGAAUGGACGUUCUGGGCAGGAGGACUGGGCUGAAGAACAGCCUAAAAAUGACUGAAUGGAGACUUCUGGUCAGGGGUGCUCUGUACACCUCUGAGGGGAUGGAAGGUCUCUCUGUGCCCCCACUUAAGAAACAACUGCAGCACCAACAGACACUAGUUUUGUUUAGAUGGAGCCAAUGUGUUCGCUAUGUUUAAAGUAGCUAUAUGGAGAAGGCUAUGCAAUGAUUCUUCAGACAGUGCAACUGGUUUGCCUAAUAUUGACCACUGUGGAUGUGUUUGUAAAUGUAUGUGUUUUUGUAUGUGAUAGAAUAAGACUAGUUUAAAUAGUACAAGAACCACAUUAGACAACGUGAGAUGAAGUGUUCGUAUCAACAGCUGAGUAUGUUGUCCAAAUAGUAAUGUUUAUAAUAACAUAAAAUGGCAUGGUAUGUAUAUAAAUAGUGAUUCUAUA